Molecule: messenger RNA, 958 nt
Organism: Paramisgurnus dabryanus
Lineage: Eukaryota; Metazoa; Chordata; Actinopteri; Cypriniformes; Cobitidae
Source: RefSeq, a predicted model, not a curated record
AUGGCUUGUUCAAUACUAAAGGCUAGUAAACUUUUGUCUUUAAAGGAUUUUCCCUGGAGUGGACGUACUCUCAGUAACUGUGCUGUGGUUGGGAGUGGAGGGAUUCUGAAGAACAGUAGCUGUGGAAGAGAGAUCGACACUGCAGACUUUGUUAUCAGGUUUAACAUGGCUCCCAUUAAUGACAGUGAUGUUGGGCUAAAGACUGAUUUAGUUACCAUUAAUCCCUCUCAGCUCUUACGCUACAAAAAUUUGAAGUCUAACCCAGGUCCAUUAGUGGAGCGUGUGAGUGUGUAUGGAAACUCCUUACUGAUCAUUUCAGCGUUUAAUUUAGCAUCCGGCACUCGGCUUUCCGUCAAUGCGUUCAAAGUGCUCCAGCCAAUCAGACCCCAACAACAGAUGGUCUUCUUUUCCUCCAGUUACAUGAAGAACCUGGGUUAUUUCUGGAAGAGGCAGGGCCUGAAAGGCGUUCACCUUUCCAGCGGGUUCAGGUUAAUUAAUGUGGCGCUAGAGCUGUGUGACCACGUGCACGUUUAUGGAUUUUGGCCAUUUGGCACCAAUCUGGAGCAGCAGGAACUUACACAUCACUAUUUCGACAAUGUAGGACCCAAACGUGGUGUUCACGCAAUGCCAAAAGAGUUUCUCAACUUACUGAAGCUUCACAGCCAGGGGGCGCUAACACUGCACCUACAGCCCUGCUUAUAACAGAGGUUCUCCUGUUGCUGAUUUCUGUUACUGUAUUAUUUAAUGGUUGGUUGGUGAGGGGGGUUGCUGUGAAUGUUUUUGACCUUUGGUCUGCUCUUUGGUGUAUAAAACUAUUUAAAUAUUUUCUAUUUUCUAUCUUGGACAAUAAACUCCUAUAUAUUUAAAUAAAUACGUUUGGGGUUAUCUUCUUUUGCGGAGUUUAUGCUUCACCCUGGGUUAAUAAUGAUUCCUGUGUGUGUUUAGAGUUUAUUAUUUC